GCGGUGAAGACGAAAUCGAACAACGCAACGAAACAAGAACGAACAACGAAACGACAAACGUAACAGAUGCCAAAGCCAAGCUAAACAACGUGGUGGGCAGUCCUCGGCGUCCUCGAGAGGGCAGAGGGAGGAGGAAACGAGGGCCGAUGCGCGCGGCCACAGGGAGGCGCCCGCAUCAGAUUACGCAUCAGAGACCUUCUCGCUCACAUCCCCGUCCACGAAGGCACGUUGAAACAGUCUCUGGCGGAACUUUCGGACAUCAUGCCGAAGCAUUCGGCGUCCCAGUUGCAUUGGCAUCGGAUACAGACGAUCUUGAAGCAAAUAUGUGUGCUUCAUCGUGACCAGGGUGACAACCAUGUCAUAAAACUUCCUGAGAUCGAUGAAAGCACUGACACUAACGAAGUUAAACUCAGGGGCCGCCCUGCUGAGGGCAAGGGAAGGAGGAAGAGGAGAAGGAGGAGGAGGUGGAGAAGAGAAUGCAGGAGCGGCAGCAGCAGCAGCAGGGGCCUCCCGUCCCUCCCGCCCGCUGCGAGCUGUGCCAGCAUCCGCGUGGCCGCUGGGCGCGGCGGAGAAAUUCGGCCCGCGGCCGUCGGGGGGCGCGCCACACAGCGUGCAGACCGGAACAGUAUGGUACACGGGGCGUCGACGGGCGCGGGCACGGCAGGCUGCCGGAUCUAGAGGCGUCUGAUGGGGCCUGGAUUCUCGGGCGGGGAGGCGGCCACGGGGUCUGAGUUCCAUCACUUCUUGGGCUGCGAUGUGCGUCGAGCGAUUUUCUGCUGACUCUGCACGAAUUCGCAACACUUUGCCUAAAGUCUGGCCUGCGCAGGGGGGGGCAGAAGCCUCGGGAAGAGGGUGGAGGAGGAGGAAAUGUGCCCAAUAGUCCCGCCGAUUCUUGGGCGCA
Prorocentrum cordatum is the source of this 901-nucleotide messenger RNA. Lineage: Eukaryota; Dinophyceae; Prorocentrales; Prorocentraceae. The record is from the annotation of a GenBank genome assembly.